Messenger RNA from Rhodotorula graminis WP1, 1933 nucleotides. RefSeq lists its product as uncharacterized. The coding region runs from base 1 to 1818 and encodes 605 amino acids. NCBI's taxonomy places the organism in Eukaryota, Fungi, Basidiomycota, Microbotryomycetes, Sporidiobolales, Sporidiobolaceae. The record is from RefSeq and is a predicted model, not a curated record. The transcript is spliced from 4 exons. Gene Ontology annotation, molecular function: protein binding.
AUGUUUGACCACCAGAUCGACACCGUCGACCGCUUCGUCAAGCACCGCAAGCGCGCCCCGCAGGUCGUCGCCGCCGCGGCCACCAACGCGCGCGAGGUCCUCGCCGCUGCUGCUGCUGCGACCGACCCGGCCGUGCAGCUGUCGACCAUUCGCGGCCACAUCUCUCUCGUCACGGACGGCACCUCGCGCGGCAGGACCUUUAUCAGCCCGACCGUCGUCACCGUGACCGACACGGCUGCCGCCGCCGCCGCCACCACGGCGGUCGCCGAGGACCCGACCACGACGGCUCGUACGACCGCCGUCCGGGCUACGACGACCACGGCACCAGCGGCGAGGACGACGGCCGCUCGCGCCGCCGCAAGCUCUUCGUCUUCGGCCGCACCCGUCGCCAACUCGCCCGCGUCCUCUAACGCCGCCGUCGCUUCGGGCUCGUCCUCGGCGGCGCGCCCGACCGGCUCGUCGACCUCGAACGCGGCCAACGGCUCGGCCUCGUCCAAGGACGACUCGUCGAGCGGCAUCUCGGGCGGCGCCGUCGCGGGCAUCGUCAUCGCGCUCCUCCUCGUCGCAGCCCUCGUCGCCGGCUUCUUCCUGUGGCGCCGCAAGCGCAACGCGCGCCUCGCACGCGGGUCCGGCACGGGCCUCAUCGGCGGUCGGUCGCCCGACAUGGCCGGCGCCGGUGCGGGCGCGGGCGCGUACAAGAAGCAGCACGAGACGGGCGACUCGGAGCUGUUCGCCAACUCGUCGGCGAGCCCGAUGUGGAACGCGUCGGCCAACAACGGCGGCGGCGAGAAGCCUCACGACGACUACGGCGCCGGCUCGACCUCGUCGUGGCCUCCUCCGCCGCCGCAGAGCCAGCAGGGCCAGCGCGACUCGUUCGUCGCGCCGUCGUUCACGUCGUACCCGGCGUCGUCGGCGGCGGCCGCAGGCGGCCAAGGGUGGCCCAACUCGACCGCCAACCUCCUCGGCGCGGCCGGUGUCGGCACGGCGGCGGCGGCAGGCGGCGAGCGGUCCAUGUCGCCGUUCGCCGACCCGCACCACGAGUCGAUCGAGCAGCGCGAGAUGCAGCAGGAGCUCGAGGACCAGCGCCAGGCGCAGGCCGCAGCGGCUGCUGCUGCCGCCGCCGCCGCUGCCGCACCUGUCGCGGCUGCGAGCCCGUUCGGCGAGAGCGAGGGCCAGGGCGAGGUCCGGAUCGUCAAGGGCACGUUCGUGCCCAACCUCGACGACGAGCUCAUCUUCCAGCCCGGCGACUGCGUCCAGGUCUUCAUGAAGUACGACGACGGCUGGGCGCUCGGCGUCAACCUCUCGGCCGGCACGCAGUCGGUCAAGGGUGUCUUCCCGUUCGAGUGCCUCGGCGACAUCGUCGACGCGCCGUCGUCGUCGGCCGCCGCUCCCGCACCGCUCCCUGCGCCCGUCCACCCGGCGCUCCAGCCCGGCCAGCUCGCCAAGCCCGUCCCGUCGCUCCAGGUCGCGACCGGUGCCGCGCCCGUCAACCCGGCCAACGUGCCGCUCCCGCCGCCGACCCCGACCGGGCUCGAGCCCAUCUCGGAGCUGAGCGCCUCGGCGCCCGUCGUCAGCACCUCGGCGCCGCAACUCGCGCCCCUCUCGCUCGACCGCAACGACUCGCCCCUGAGCGCGUCGUUCCCGGCGCACGGUGCGCUCGCCGCCCCGGCGCAGCAGCAGUCGUCGACGUCGCUCACGGCCAAGGGCAGCAAGCGCGCGAGCUCGCUCAUCGCCAGCCGCGACGCCGACCUCUUUGUCGCGCUCGGCGAGGUGCUCGACAAGAAGGACCGCAAGGACGAGGACGCGUCGCUCAUCUGAGCGAGCCGACGACGACGACGACGACCACGACGAGACGACGCCGCCCUUUCAUGCCACGACGACGACGACGACCACGACGAGACGACGCCGCCCUUUCAUGCCACGACGAUACCCC